AUGCUACAUGCCGUACCUUUGGGCCUGGUUCUGGUCGGGGGCGAUCUACCCUUGCUCACUGCCCGCACACCCAUGCUUACGUCUAAGAUCAACGCUCGAUCCCCGACAGUGAUCGACAAGUGUGACCUUAACAACAAAUCUAGUGUGGGAAUCAAACUCAACGACCAUCAACCUCUGAUCACAGCUUUGACGCACGCGGCGCGCCCAGUACACGUGUCCCACACCCUGCGUAAGAGCACGGAGUAUAUGCAUAUAAUGCACCUGCAACCAAAUAUAUGCACCAUGGCGUCCUCACCUCCUGCCUGCGGCACGCUGUGCUUACCGGGCACGGCAGCUUCGGUAGCUUCCUGUUUCGGAUUCGAAAACAAGGAGGCGGAGCUCGUGAAGGAGCUACCGUCCUCCUCACGCCCCAGCCGCCGCAAUAGGCAACAUUCCGGGCGUCGGGGAUCGAGAGAUGAUCUCCAGCCACCGUUUGCCACUGUUUUAGUCAAGAGCCUGACACUCUCUCCCACCCCAUCCUGGGUGAAAGAAGUCAUUUGA
Messenger RNA from Spodoptera exigua (beet armyworm), 540 nucleotides. The record is from the annotation of a GenBank genome assembly. Lineage: Eukaryota; Metazoa; Arthropoda; Insecta; Lepidoptera; Noctuidae.